CUGGCCUUACACGUAUGACAUUGUCGUGACUACAUCGAGCUACGUAGACAAAGCAGACUUUGACACCUUUGCAGGCUUGUCAUUUGUGACAUGCCUCGAGAGAAGUCUGGAUAAUUGUGAGAUUCUUUCAGAGGUAUGCUGUAGUCAGCUCUCACAAAUUUGGGAUUGCGAUGCAGCCACCAAUCUUCAUCGCGGCAGCUGCUUCCAUUGGAAAUUUUCUCCAAGGUUGGGAUAAUGGUGCCAUCGCAGGUUCUUUGCUAUUCAUAAAACCAGCCUUCGACUUGGAAGAAAGUCCGGGACUAGAAGGAACUGUGGCUGCUUCUUCUCUUAUUGGUGCUUUCCUGAGUACACUCUGCUCCGGACCUGGUGCGGAUUGGCUGGGUAGACGCUCAAUCCUGCUCGUGUCGGCAGCUCUCUACAUUCUCGGUUCUUGCGUGACGAUAUGGUCACCCAACGUUGCGGUGCUUGUUCUGGCAAGGCUGCUCGUUGGUGCUGGGAGUGGAAUCUCGGUGACUAUAACUCCAAUCUACAUAGCAGAGCUUUCUCCAGCGGAGAUCCGAGGCCAGCUUUUGACGUAUCCGCAGUUCACGGGUUCCGGAGGUCUUCUUCUUUCGUAUAUCUAUUGCUUCUGCCUCUCGCUGAUGGACACGCCGAAUUGGAGGCUCAUGCUGGGCCUUCUGCUCCUGCCCUCAGUGCUAUUUCUACUUCUGGGAGUUUCCUAUCUGCCAGAGUCUCCGAGAUGGCUUGUUAGCAAGGGAAAGAUGCUGAAAGCAAGGGGCAUUCUACAGAAACUCAGGAACAAGAACGAUGUUGCUCCCGAGCUUGCACUUCUCGUCGAAGGACUCGGCGUUGGAGCAGAUACUUCACUGCAGGAAUGGGUGCUGGAGCCAGCCAGCGAGACCACUUACUCGAGAAAGAGCUCGGUUCUGAGCGCUCCAGAAUCAGGCAUCUCAUGGCUCGCUAUAAGCAAGCCUGCCGAAUCGCUCUCUAGGCACACAACUGCAGAACCCAGCAAACUCCAGUUGGUUGAUCCGGUGGUGACAAUAAUUGGAAGCCUCCAGUCCACACACGACAUCUCGCAAGCAUCAGACACACGCAGCGAAGGUGGUGAUUUUGACGACGAGAAGCCUGAGGAUGAUCAGACGAGUUCCCGUUCCCUUGCAGAAUUUGACGACGAGAUCCUGAAAACACCAUUCAUCAGAAGGAAGUCUGUUGAAGACGAACUUGGACAGAGUGGAAGGUGCCUUUUACAGGAAACUCGAAGUUUCUACGGGAGUUAUACCGGUGGCGAGUCUUUGGUUCCUAGCGUUGGAAUCGGCGGUGGCUGGCAACUGGGGUGGCAGUGGCAAGAACAACAACAGGGAAGCACCAAAGACAAUGUGGUCACCUUCAAAAGAGUUUUUUUGCUGCAAGAUAGUCCCGAGAAAUUGGCAAACUCGCUCCCGGGUGGUGGCGAAGCGAUUCAGGCCGCGGCUCUUGUUGGCCAGCCAGCACAAUCUUGUGGAAGUCUGCUCUCAAAGUCUGCCGUUGGUCCAGCUAUGAUCCAUCCCAUCGAAACAGCUCUACAAGGCCCUGCUUGGUCGGAUCUACUCGAAGGUGGAGUUCAUCGUGCUCUUAUGGUGGCAGUAGUUUUACAAGUCCUCCAACAGCUUAGCGGAAUCAAUGCUGUUCUGUACUACGUUCCACAGAUCCUCCAGCGGUGCGGUGCUGCUCAAAUCCUAGCAAACGCGGGAUUAAACCCAGACUCAGCCUCGAUACUUGGAAGUGGACUAGCGUGUCUCUUGAUGCUGCCUGCGAUCGUGGUGGCCAUGCGACUUAUGGAUCGAACGGGAAGAAGGCGAUUGUUGCUCACGACACUUCCAUUGCUGCUACUCUCGCUAGUGAUGCUGAUUAUCUCCAAUUCCAUACGAAAAGGAGUCGUCCAAUCGACCAUCUCAUUCAUGGGAGUUGUGCUCUACGUGUGCACCUUCGUCAUGGGCUUUGGUCCCAUUCCAAACAUCCUGGCCUCGGAGAUUUUCCCAACGCGAGUUCGUGGAGUGUGCAUUGGGAUCUGCCAGGUGACCAUGUGGAGCUGCAGCAUUUUGCUCACGAACCUCUUCCCAAUGCUGCUGCUGGAGCUGGGAGUGGCGGGGAUCUUUGGCUGCUUUGCGGUGCUUGUUUCGGUGGCGUGGUUCUUCACGCUGUUGAAAGUUCCAGAGACCAAAGGCAUGCCUCUGGAAGUAAUCACGGAGUUCUUCGCAAUGUCUGCCAGGCCCAAAACUCUGGAAGCAAAAGCUUAGGAAUUGUAUGUCACCUUCCAGUAAAGAAAAUUCUUACUGGCUACUAAAUUCAAAUUAAAUUAAAAUAAAGUGUUCUGACCUUA
This is a messenger RNA of Selaginella moellendorffii, 2362 nucleotides long. RefSeq names its product monosaccharide-sensing protein 2. Gene Ontology annotation, cellular component: membrane. NCBI's taxonomy places the organism in Eukaryota, Viridiplantae, Streptophyta, Lycopodiopsida, Selaginellales, Selaginellaceae. Gene Ontology annotation, molecular function: myo-inositol:proton symporter activity. The record is from RefSeq and is a predicted model, not a curated record. Gene Ontology annotation, biological process: transmembrane transport. The coding region runs from base 171 to 2279 and encodes 702 amino acids. The transcript has 5 exons.